Penicillium brevicompactum is the source of this 2043-nucleotide messenger RNA. RefSeq lists its product as uncharacterized. Lineage: Eukaryota; Fungi; Ascomycota; Eurotiomycetes; Eurotiales; Aspergillaceae. The coding region runs from base 1 to 2043 and encodes 680 amino acids. The transcript has 5 exons. The record is from RefSeq and is a predicted model, not a curated record.
AUGGAGGUGGACAUUUGUGGCUGUAUGAUCUGCGGAUGUCCGGUUUCGAUCGCUUUCGUUGAAUCGGGCUGGUGGUCAGAAUUCCGAAUAAUUUACUCUACCCUAAAGGGUAACUUCAUGACUGGGGUAGGAAGAGCCCCCCGGAAUUCCCGUUUCUACCACGCUCCAGCCGACCCGCUCAAGCGAUGGGAUGACGAUAACCGGGUGCCAGAACUAGAUGCGACUAUCCCCGAUAUGGAUCAACCUCAACACGAAAGAGUUCACAAGUUCCUUGUCCACGAGUCUUGCUGGAAACUUCUCUGUCGAUUCUUCGACCCCAAAAAUGUCCCUUUGGACCGAUUGGUAGCGAUAUGCGAGUCCUUGGCCCUGACCGAAGAGUCAGGUAAUGUAUCCUGGGACCAUUCUUACAAUGACCUGUAUGAAACUUGGAACAAGUGGGCUCCGUGGUAUCAAGUCUCGGAGGCCCCGUCUAUUGAGUACUUCACGAGAACGCAGGCUAAGGCUGAUCCGUUCAAUGUUCAAAACCCCGGUCCAGAAUUGCUGUCGAAUCCUUUUACAUCGCAUCAGGUGAUCAGAAAAAUGCCAUUGAGAGACUGCUUUUGGGGGCUUUCCUGGGAGCUACGGGAGACGCUAGCAGUUUGUCUACCAACGCAAGACGCCCUCAGUCUUCGAUGCGUGUCAAGCGCAUUUCUCCCUCUUCUGGGUAGCCAGACCUUCUGGGCUUCUAGAUUCGACCCCGGGGGCGAGCGAGACUUUUUCUUUGAAGCUAGAAACUGCAAGAUGCCUCAGAACUGGCUUCAAUUGUACCGAAGCACCAGUUUCCGGCAGUGUCUGCCCGGGCUUGGAAAUCGACGACGAAUCUGGCCACUCCUUCAAAACUUGUGUCAAUUGUUGUUGUUACAACAUGAUGAUACUUCAAGCAUUUCUAAAGUGACAUUGAAAGCGCACCAAUCUCAAUGGGCGACGGUGACUGGUCUGAUUGAGACAGAUGAAGUGCGCGAUGAAUGCCGGAUUCACAAAAGGAAUCUAGCCCUGGUCCCACCAGACGUCGUUCAAAUCGGGACCUCGCUUGUAAACGCUGGUGAAACUGGGUUCAUCACCGGAAUAAGUUUCAUGUCUGCAAAAGGCGACAUUGUGAGGUUGGGCUACAGAUCAAAGGGCAAUGAGAGUUUUGUCAAAGUCUCACGGCUGACUGGAUUCCUCUUGGCAAUGGCGCCCAAGGGCCUCAAGGGCUUGAAAGUCAUGGAUAAAGGUAUCGCUUCCCAGUGGAUCGGAUUUCCUCUCGACACCCCAGUCACAGAGCGCUUAGCGAGAUUUGAAUCCAUUGAAGCUGUGGAAGUCGGUGUCGAUGGAUACAAAGUUGUCAGCUUUGCUGCGGCCGGGCCGCCAGUGAAACUUCUGGCGAGCCCCCAAAGCUUACAACGUUCAACCUCACUAUGGUAUCCAUCUGUACCAAGUUUAGAUUUACACCUGUAUAAAAUGACCCCGACCCUUCGGUCAAGGUUUUCUGGGUUUCGAGCGUUCGGUUGGGUUUCAUUCGGAGGUUUCAAAGGGGCUGAUCUGCAGCACCUCACAGAAAUCCGACUGAACAGAAUGAUGCGCAAUGGCCUAGCCAGUAUCGAGUUUCACUAUUGCCAAGAUGAGCGCCCGAUCAAGAGUGUCGAGUUUGGUAACUAUGAUUGUGUACCUCUGUCCAAAAGCUUGCGACUCUCUAUCGACGGUCGUGGAGGAGAAUAUAUUGAAAAGGUUUUCACGAGCAUCAAGCGCCCUCUGAGACAGCCAGCGGAUGAGUUAUAUGAAAGAGAUCGACUCUAUUCGCUUUUGAUCACCACGAAUCGCGGGAGAUCUCUACGCUACAAACUACAACCCGGAUGGAGCGGGGGUGUACCUACUAUGAUAACCCCUUUAAGCGAAUUCAAGAUAGCACCAGGAACAAAAAUCACAGGUUUUUUUGGUGAACAGGGGAGCUUCCCCGGUAUUGAAACCAUUGGUGUCAUUUCUGAAGCAGUCAACGAUGUGUCUCCGAAGAUCACUGAGCCAUAA